UUCCUCAAACCGCAGUCAUUCGGCGUUAUAUCCAACAGACGAUUUGGUUUCGCCAAGUUUUCCACGAAAAGCGAAAAAGUUUCUUCGCUUGAGGCGCACGCGUCAAUUUCCAGCAAUUCAAACGAGCCGUUUGCCGCCGUUAACGCCGUUAGUUCUUCGCUGCCGUCGUCAGGGUGAAGAAGUUUUCAUUUCGAACCUCUGGAGCACGUGACCAGCGACGAUAAUUAAUACUUUUUCGUGAGACCGAGUAAUAUCUUUUUGUGUGGUGGGAACUCAGUUAUGUGAAGAAAAUGUUCGGAAGAAGUCUAAGCAGUGACCUAUUUGUGAUUUUGACGAUCGGUACAAUUUCAAUUUCAUCGUGUGUGAGAAUAAACGAUCUACAUGUGCCUGAAGUUAUCAAACAUCGGACUUCUGUUGUGUUGGACUGUGAUUUUAGCGUAGAAGAUUCCGAGCAGGAUUUGGUCGUGAAAUGGUACUUGAAUAGAAAUAAUAGGACAUUGGUUUAUCAGUGGAUUCCAGCCUCCAACAACCGACCUCAAGUACUCGGAGUGUUGAAAGAUCGUUUGAAUAUUAAGAAUGUGGCAGCUCCUGAUGCUAACAGGUUAUAUAGAGCGCUUCAUAUUUUGGAGGCUCAGCCUGACCUUUCAGGAAACUACACGUGCUCUGUGUCUUCCCUCCAAAGUGAGGAUAUAAGGACGAAGAGCAUGCUCGUUUUUGUUCCAGAAAGACUUCUAGUUAUAAGAAGACUCAGUUCCAAUGAAGGAAUUAUUAGAAUAAUAUGUACAGCAGAAGGAGUCUUUCCUAGUCCAGUAAUCACAUUACAAUCGAAGAAGAGGGAGCUGGUCGAAACUGAAAUAACCUCGAAACAACGGGGAAAUCUGUACGACAUCUCAGUGUCAGCGACGUUAAAAGCUUUGGAAGUGCCGGAGGAGUUCUCCUGCGAACUGAGGAUUCCCCAAGCUAACUAUACAGUCAGGAAAGAAACUGUCAUCUAUCCCGGUAGUGCAGGCGAAACGGUGAGAUAUGAAGUUUGGCUGAGUCUUGCUACUUGUGUUUUAGUCUUCAAACAUAUAUUCAGGCAAUAAUAAACCCGAAAACAGCAGAGGGACUUUCAGAAGCCGAUUUCAUAAAAUGUCUGAUAUGGUGAGAUUGAAACUCUCUUCAUUUGAAACCGGGUAAAUUGAAAGUGCAUCAACCCCGAAAAAGUGAUGGUUCCAAUCCGUUCGGAGGCUUUCUCAGCAUGUGAAUGAAUCCUGGACUCUGAAGGAGUGGUUUCUGUACAUGUAUAAAAGGCAACGAUGAUAAAACCUACAUUUUCGGCAGACCCAUCUUCAGCAAUCAAUAUUUCCGAAACAUUGCGUAUGUGAAAAUUUUAUUCUGGUUGUGAUAAAAACGAACUUUCUGAUCGAGGUUACUGGUGAUAUGGUAUCUUCAUUUGAUCUAGCGAAGAGAGUGAUUGAACUGAGAAGUGAAUCGAAUCUGGUACUUAUUAAUGUUGAAUGUGACUAACUUUUGAGAUGUUGCAUGUUGAUUUAUUGAGUUGAAAUAAAAUUUGUUUAACA
This is a messenger RNA of Harmonia axyridis, 1562 nucleotides long. RefSeq lists its product as uncharacterized. Lineage: Eukaryota; Metazoa; Arthropoda; Insecta; Coleoptera; Coccinellidae. The transcript is spliced from 7 exons. The record is from RefSeq and is a predicted model, not a curated record. Bases 291 to 1085 code for a protein of 264 amino acids.